GCAGGUGGGAGCGGGGCCACGGGGCGGGAGCCGAGGGGGAUGAGGGAUAGAAGAUAAGGGAAAAAAGGUAACGGAUGCGGGGGCGCGGUCGGCACGAGCCUUUGGGACAGCUGUGGGAGCGGCCGACCCGAGCCACGGCUGAGCCCAACGCACGGGAGGACACGGCUGCGAGGCGCUGCUCCUGCUCGCCUUGGCGGCCUCACUCCCUUCCUUCCUCCAUCCAUCCUGCCCCGUCCUGCACUGCCGAGCGGGGCCUUCCCUUCCUGCCGUCCAUCCGGCUGUCCAGCCCGGUCCCGCAGCCCCACCGAACAGGUGCUUCAGGCCUGGCAAGCGCCGUGCCCGCUGCUGGCGUGAGGUGACAGUUGCUUGGUUAAAUAAGGUCUCCUAAAGACAACAUUCUUGAAUCUCCAAAGAUGACAGCUGUUGCAGUGCUGGAGGAGAUGCUGGUGUCCAUUGAGAAUGAGCUGCAAGCAGUGGAGAUGCAGAUCCAGGAACUUGUGGAUAAGCAGCAGGAGCUUCUUCAGAAAAAGAUGAGAGUAAAGAAUCUGAUAAAACAGUCCUCAGGAGAUGUGGAGGCAGGUGGAAGUAAAGACACUGAAACCUCAGCUGAGGAAUGGAACAAAAAAGAUUUUCCAUGGUAUGAGAAGAUAAAAACUGCAUUGCAGAGCAAAUUUAAACUCCAGAAGUUUAGACCACUGCAGCUUGAAACAGUAAAUGCUGCAAUGGCAGGGAAGGAUAUAUUUCUUGUCAUGCCCACAGGUGGUGGGAAGAGCCUUUGUUACCAGUUACCAGCUGUCUGUUCUGAUGGUUUCACACUGGUGAUAUGUCCUUUGAUAUCUCUCAUGGAAGAUCAGCUGAUGGUUUUGGAACAGCUUGGUAUCUCUGCAGCUUUGUUAAAUGCCUCAAGCAGCAAGGAACACGUGAAGUGGGUGCACACAGAAAUGCUGAAGAAGAAUUCCCAGCUGAAGCUCAUUUAUGUGACCCCAGAGAAGAUUGCAAAGAGCAAAAUGUUCAUGUCAAAGCUGGAGAAGGCUUACCAGGCUGGGUGCCUGGCUCGCAUCGCCGUGGAUGAGGUGCACUGCUGCAGUCAGUGGGGCCACGACUUCAGGCCUGACUACAAGUCUCUUGGUAUCCUGAAAAGACAGUUUCCCAAUACUCCCUUGAUUGGAUUGACAGCAACAGCUACCAAUCAUGUUUUAAAGGAUGCUCAGAGCAUUUUGCACGUUCAGAAGUGCAUUACCUUUACUGCUUCCUUCAACAGGCCCAAUCUUUACUAUGAGGUUCGGCAUAAGCCUUCAAAUAAUGAAGAUUUCAUAGAGGACAUAGUUAAGACCAUUAAUGGAAGAUACAAAGGACUGUCAGGAAUUGUUUACUGCUUUUCUCAGAAGGAUUCUGAGCAAGUUACUAUGAGUCUGCAGAAACUGGGAAUCAAGGCAGGGACUUACCAUGCAAACAUGGAUCCUAAAUAUAAAACCAAAGUUCAUAAAGGAUGGGCAACAAAUCAAAUCCAGGUGGUAGUGGCAACUGUUGCUUUUGGCAUGGGAAUUGAUAAACCUGAUGUGAGGUUUGUAAUCCAUCACUCUAUGAGCAAGUCCAUGGAAAACUAUUACCAAGAGAGUGGACGUGCAGGUAGAGAUGACCAAAAAGCUGACUGCAUUUUGUAUUAUGGGUUUGGAGAUAUAUUCAGAAUCAGCUCAAUGGUGGUGAUGGAAAAUGUUGGCCAAGAGAAGCUGUAUGAUAUGGUCUCUUAUUGCCAAAAUAUGAGCAAGUGUCGCCGGGUGCUCAUAGCUCACCACUUUGAUGAGGUGUGGGAUUCUGCCAACUGCAACAGAAUGUGUGAUAACUGCUGCAGAGAGAAUGCAUGUGAGAAGCUGGAUGUAACAGGAUACUGCAGGGAUCUAAUAAAGAUCCUUGAGCAAGCUGACAGCAUGAAUGAGAAACUCACCCCACUGAAAUUAAUCGAUGCCUGGUCUGGGAAAGGUGUAUCCAAAUUCAGGGUGCCUGAAGUUACUCCACCCAAGCACCCUCGAGAGGAGCUGGAGAGAAUUGUUGCUCAUUUUCUGCUGCAGCAGUAUCUGAAGGAGGAUUUCAGCUUCACAGCCUUUGCCACAAUAUCCUACCUGAAGGUGGGACCCAAAGCCCGGCUGCUGAAAAACGAGGGACAUGUCAUCACCAUGGAGGGGAUAACAAACAGCAAAAGUGGUUCCAAGGUGAAACCAUCUCAAUCUUCAAAUUCAAAAGGAGGGAGAGAAAAUGCCCAGGCUGGAUCAAAGACUGUCCAAGAUUCAGGGCUGAAGAAAUCACAGGAACAUAAACGGCCCAGCUGUAGUCCUAACUUAAAAGCAAAGAAGCCGAAGCUUCAGGAAGGUGCACGUGACCAACCAGUAGUUAUUGACUGAGCGUCACAGACUACAUUUAGGAUCUAAUCAUGGUUGCUGCUCCCUGGACAGUGCAAUGUAUUUUUAUACUCUAUCUGUUGGAGCUCAGUUGUGUUUGUGGUCUGGACUCUAAGAGGCGAAGCAGUGCCAAAGGCGGCACUGUGCCCUGUGGCACACUCUUCUGCACGCUGCCCCCUGGCAAGGGCCCAAGAGCCCUCGUUCCUGUCGCCUGACUAAAGGAGCUUCGCCAGCCCUGCUUACAGGGACCGGGGCGGGGCUGCUCCUGGGGACAAAGGGUGCCGCCAAGGUCCUGACACGGGCCCCGAGUACAGGGCCCGCACGCUGGCAGCUCACCAGCACCCCUGGCAGCGUGGGCGCACACCCUGGCUACAGGCGGCUCCUGCUGCCCACGCUGCCCCUGAGUGGCUUUGUGCUGUCCUCAGAAAGCAGGGGCAAGGCUGGACGCUUUCUCCACCCGUGCAUUUUAGGCACCUGCCUGUGGUUGCACAGAGCUCCUCUUUCCCUCCUGGGAAGUCCAAGCUGCACUGCUCUGUUUCUAAAGGUGGGGCGGGGGGGGGCUAAAGCACAAACACACUUCCUCACUCACACCGACUAAGUGGAAGACAGGGGAGGGGGAGACAGUUGCAGAAGAGGGAGCAAGUUCUGUGCAGCCAAUCUACUCUAGGCCAGAGGGGCCUCGGCAUGCUGAAGCGCUUCAGGCCUGGCAAAGGGACACAGGCUGUGACAAUGCCCUGAGUACAGCGGGUCACGCUGGCCAGGGGCCAGCAGCAGGCAGAAAGCUGCCGGGCCUGGGGAAAAGCCCUGCCCUGCUUACAGGGUAGCUGGGCUGGGGGCCAGGAGAGCUCCAUUUCCCCCUGCGCUGCAAAGACAGGGGCUCACACCCUCCUUUACGGGGUUGCCCCUCUCUCCAGGCAGCCAAAGGAGCACAAGGGCAAAAGGCCAAGCACAGCAAAGACCCAGCCCUGCACACAGGGAGGUCCACCCCGCGCAAAGCCAGCUGCAGCACCCUGAAGGUGCCCUGGCUGGGAAGAGCCCUUUGCCCAGAGGGCCCCUCAUGUCCCUCUUUAGCUCCGAGCUCGCUCUUGCCUCGCUGUUCCACCCUUGAGCUCAAAGACGCUGCCACUCUUGUCCCACGGCUUCUGCCAAUGGAUGACAACACACUCAGGCCUGAGAAGCUCCAGACCCAGUGACCUGCCCAAAAGCCUCACACUUCAGCUCCAAGCUGCAGCUCUUACCUUGCUGCUCCACUCCUGACCUCAAGCCGCCAGUGCUGAAGCUCGCUCUUGCCUCACUGUCCCAUGGCUUCUGCAAAUGUCAGCGAGGACACAAUCAGGCCUGAGGAGCUCCAGCUCCCAAAGGGAACUGCCACUCAACAGCCCCACAGUGCAAUCCUCAUGCCACCACCCACACAAACCCCCAGCUGCCCAAAAGCCUCCAACUUCAGCUUGACUCACUGUCACAACGUCCGGUGCAGUCCCAUGCCGUGCUGGAAGCCGGGCUCUCUGGGCAAAUGAAGCUGGGCACGCAAAGCAGUGGCCAAGAGGCUGCACCCCUGCUUACAGGGGGCUCAAGGCGCUGCCCGGAAAAGUGCCUGAGACUCCAGAGCACUGACCCCCACUUACAGGGCAGCUCUGCUCCCCAGGGGCUAUGGAGGCUCCUUCUCUCCAGUUGCGGGGCGCUCCCCACUAACGGGGCGGGCGCCCCACACAGGCUGCCAGCUGAAGGGAGCACAAAGGCUCCCAGACCGGCAGCCUGCUUACAGGCUGGUCCACACCCAGGGAGCCACCGAGCUUGGCCUUUCCCCAAGGCACAGGAACCUGACUGUAGAGUCAGGCAGUCCAGCUUACGGUCUAAAGCCGACGGGCCCGAGGGGCUGCUAGCCCAGCCCCGAUGACAGGGAGGGCACACGCCCGGCCCCAUGACUCCUGGCCCCACGCCUCUGAAAGACCGGGGCCAGGGACACCCGCCUGAUUACAGGGGGUCCCUCCAACCGCCCGCCAAGGCCAGGGGACUCAUAGAACCCCACUUACAGGGCUGCCCUCUGCUGCCCGGCACCCCCCAACAAGCACUAUGGAGCACAGGCUCCUCUCCUCUCCUCUCCUCUCCUCUCAUUGAAGGAUCCUCUCCCAAGAUCUGCGCUUUCUAGCUGUUCAGCAGCAUAAAUAAUAAUGAAUUGUAUGAAUUAUUUUGACUAGUUCUAUCCAAAAUAAACAAUGUGUAAUACACACUAACUGCAACUUCUGUCAGGUUCUUGGAUUGUCACAGCAGCUGAAUGGUAAAACCAAAAUGUUCUAAUAAAAAACAAAUGGUAAUGCACUAUCUAGGUAAUGGUAAUGCACUGUCUCCUAGCUAUGGCAGAAAGAAGAUUUUAGAAGAGAUAUAUGUAAUUAAUGUCCAACCACAUGGCUUUUUUCACAAACUCCGCUGAAAAGAAUACAUCACCUCAGAACACUUGUGGUCAGAUUUCAAAUUCCUGUAUUCAUGUACUGAGCCAUGUAAUCAGCCCUGAAGUAAUAGAAUUUCAAAUGGAAUAUAAUGUGAGUUGCAUUUUGAACUUGUGGACAGUUCUCUAGUUAUGUUCUCUGCAACUGCAGUCAGCAUGAAUUUUGUUUUCGGAAGAGAGAAUGGUGUUUCGUAACAAGCAGCUACAAAGCUAUCUGAUAAAUAACUGAAAAUUGAAGUGAUAUUUUUUAACAUUGCUAAAGAGUUAAUGGUAUUUAUAUUUUCCAAAAAGCAUAACGUUUAGGAAGGAGUUUACUAAUUUUUCCAGAAUUCAUAGAAUUCAUAGGACUGAAAUUGCUAGCUUGAAGCUGUUUGAUAGAGACAAGAUACCUGAUGGGUAAGUGAAUAAUCCCUUUCUCCAUACAGUCAUGGAGCUUCUAAUUUGUUAUGCUAUGAGAAUAUUUAUUUGAGAACAAAAGCUUGUGGUUGCAUCAAAUUAUAUCUCAUCAGAAUUCAAUGCUAUAAAUAUACAUAUAUAUAUAUAUAAAUAUAUAUAUAUAUAUAUAUGCAUGCUGCUUUCUGUGUUUUUUUCCAGAAGACUUGCAGAAUGUAACUGAAGAAUAGCUGGUGUACUUCACCUCAUUCAUCACAAACUACCUUCUUAGAUAAAGUAGAUGGAAUAAAGAGGUGAAAAUUGAGGCUAAUUCCUAUUUUCCGUCAAAGAAGAUAAGUAAUAUUUCAUAGUGAUUCCCAACAUAUUUCUGUCUCAAUUGCAUUCCAAACAGAAAUGGACAAAAAGUAAAAAGAAUGUUGAAAUGUUUUGCUGUCUGAACAAAAUAUGUGCUUUUGACUGGAACUGAGGUAGAAAUUCUUCAGUUUUUUUACUUCUGGCUAUUUUUCACACACUCUGUUUGUUUGGGGUUUUUUCCCCUCAUAAUUUUGAGUAAGUUUCCAAUUAAUUAUACACCACUUAUUGUCUUUAAGAAAAAUUGAGGAAGGUUGUCAUAAGUUUCAAAUCACAACAUCCCUAGUGGACAGAGUUAAUCUACUUCAGCAGUUUUAUGAAAUAUUUUUUUAAUGCCUAUUCUUUCACUACUCAGUUUGAUUAUUAGGGGAAACAGUACACUGAGAAUACUCAAGAAGGAUAAUUUUAGAAUAGAAAGCAUAAUGUUCAAGGAUAGGAUACAUUAAUUUCUAACUUUGAGUUGUGAUGGCAAAACAUCCUGAGUUCUUAUAUAAUUGCUGCAUUCAUUCUCAGGCAUGGAAUGCAGGAAUUCCUCCUGCAUUUGUGAGUGCACCCAUUCCAUCUGUUUUCUGAGAGAAUGCCUGAACUCAGAUUUAGGUUAAAAGUAUGUUUUCUGUGUUAUGCAGAUGAUAUUAUUCCUCUGGUGUUAAGAACUGUAACAAUGAGGUUGGGAGAAUAAAACAAUAUGAACUACAUGGUCCUUCACCACAGUUACAUUUUUAAAAAUACCUUUUGGCUCCUGGGAAAACAUAUCUGAAAACCUGUUUCUUAUGAAACAAUGAACUCAGCAGAAAAAUAGGCACAGAAUGACAUUUCAAAUUCAUCAUCAUUUCCUUCCUUACAAAGGAAGAAGUGGUUUGUGCAAUGGGACUUUAAAGGCUGCAUCAGACUGAUACAUAUUUCUGUUGGGGAAUGUUCAUGGUAAUUACAUGUUUACAUUGCAGCGCACUGCCAUUAAAUCCCCCUGUACUAAGGAACAGAUAUUAGUAGAUUAAACAGUGGUAAAAAAUUUACAGAAAAGGGAAGAAAUUAGCCAUUAAAUCCUGGGUCACCCAACCAGAAAAAAAUGGGGAUUGUUCAACUAUACCCUGGAUUUGUUGGACAGGUUGACUGCUGAUAAUGAAGCAGACCAGUAGAAAAUUAAAAACAUGCUUAUGGGAAAAAAAUCCUGGCUGUGAUAUGUGUUGAUUGGUACUGAUGUGUAGUCCCUUUCCUUGGUGUUAAGAAGUGUGAAAAGAAAACAAGUGAUGAAAUGUUGACUGUCUCUGCAGUCUGUUUUGCUUUUUGGUUUGCUUUCAUCUUGCUGCAUUUGUGACUGGAAAUGCCUUUGGGUUCAGUUUGAGCAAAACUAAAGUUAAAAUUAAAUUCUUGUAUCGCCUUGUGAAUUUUA
Molecule: messenger RNA, 6976 nt
Organism: Zonotrichia albicollis (white-throated sparrow)
Lineage: Eukaryota; Metazoa; Chordata; Aves; Passeriformes; Passerellidae
Gene: RECQL
Product: RecQ like helicase
Biological process (GO): double-strand break repair via homologous recombination
Cellular component (GO): cytoplasm; chromosome
Molecular function (GO): four-way junction helicase activity; nucleic acid binding; 3'-5' DNA helicase activity
Source: RefSeq, a predicted model, not a curated record